Molecule: messenger RNA, 695 nt
Organism: Mytilus trossulus (common blue mussel)
Lineage: Eukaryota; Metazoa; Mollusca; Bivalvia; Mytilida; Mytilidae
Exons: 2
Coding region: 43-423 (126 amino acids)
Source: RefSeq, a predicted model, not a curated record
GGUGGAGAUUUGUCGCCAGUUUCCAAUUUUAAAAAAGAGGAUAUGCCAACUGUUCCAAGAAAUCACACUCAUUACUCACCAUUAGUAUCAAAUUGGACGAUAGCAUACAAUAAACUGACAGAAAUAGCUCUUUAUCGACAUUUUGGAACAACUUAUUAUGCACAGCAAAACAAUUUAAAGGUGAAUUGGGAUAAUGAGAAGGCGAAGAUAUUGCUAUGUAUAAUGAAGCAUCAAGCAAGUAAUUCUGGACACAGUAUACCAAACUAUACUUGUAAUAAAAGAAUUACCCUGUCAAGGCAUCCAAUUAACAAAGCAGAAUUUACAAAAUGGAUGUAUGUUAUAUUGGAAGAUAACAGGAAAGAAUUAUGUGAAAUUCAUAAACUAGUUCUGCCUCACGAUAGUGAUCUGAUUACUCGAUGCUAGUCAACAAUUUUACGUUAUUUUAUUUCUGAUCUCAUUUAUUCAGUGCAUGUACGCUUAGACCAAUAGCCCGUAGAAAGGAGGAAUAUCAUGUUGCCUUUUGAGAAAGGGAAGUGGGUUCCAAAACUUUAUUUUCGCAUAAUUGUGCAUGAUUAAAAACAAUAUCGGUGGGGGAGACUUUAGACAUUUUUGAACAUUUGGGAUGGAAAUCAAUACAUUUUGAUGUUAUGGUUACUUUUAUUUCACUGAAUGGAAGUAGAAAUAAUUUUUUUGGG